Messenger RNA from Papilio machaon (common yellow swallowtail), 2257 nucleotides. RefSeq lists its product as uncharacterized. The record is from RefSeq and is a predicted model, not a curated record. The coding region runs from base 86 to 1312 and encodes 408 amino acids. The transcript has 2 exons. Gene Ontology annotation, molecular function: protein binding. Lineage: Eukaryota; Metazoa; Arthropoda; Insecta; Lepidoptera; Papilionidae.
UUAGUGAUUGUGUUAUUAUUAGUAUAACAUUGUGAUAACGCCUAGGCGUUUUCAACAAAUUAUAUUGAUUAUCCUUAAUUUCAAAAUGGAUAAAGAAAUAGGAAUAAAUGACUUACCAUUGGAAAUAUUUAUGGAAAUCCUAAUAAGAACGGAUGUAUCAACAAUUGUAACGUCUCGAGGCGUUUGUAAAACAUGGCAAAAUAUUAUUGAUGGCAAUCAGAUAAUAUGGCAUAAAAUUUGUAAAAUUGAUUUCGAAUCCGCGAGUCCAUUGAUAAAAAGUGUAGCUAGAGGUGAUAUUGAAUGGUGUCAUGUUUAUUUGAACCUAACAGUGUGGUCAAAUAUAACAAAAUACGACUAUAAACUACAUAUGUUCCGUAACAUGUGGGUUUCUGAAUUUGAACCCAUUCUUGCUCCUGAUUAUGGUGUACUUCCCGUGAAAGACCAUAGUGAUGUAUCAUUCUAUGAUUUAUCCACUCUUGAGGCAAUGCCAAUAAUAAUCAAGGAUAUUGAAUGUAAAAAAAUUGGCCAUAAUGAUAUUGCAACAGUUUAUUUAACAAAGAACCGAUUGUAUGUACAAAAAUCCGUUGAUACUUGCAAUGCAACAGAAGGUAUGUUUGAGGCAGAGAAUUUUCUAUUGUGUGAAAAAGAAAUGUACUAUUACAAUAAUGGUGAUGUAUUCCAAUGUGAUCUAACAUCAGAAACAAUUACAUCAAAGUUAAUUAUCAGUCGCAAGUAUGUUUUCAAAGAGAUGACAUAUUGUGAUAAUGUUUUACAUUUAUUUACUAUAUGCCAGAAAACUAUAAGUAUUACCAAUGAUAAUGUGGUGACAGAAACAAGGAUAAAUAACCCUAUUAAAUGGCUGCGUUUCUUGUGCGAUGUACAUAUUAUUAAUAAGUACAAUAUCAUUUCUUAUUCCCAUAAUAUGCAUAAAACUAACAUUCAGACCAUGUAUACCAUGUUCGGGUCGGGCCCACAAAUUUCUGCAGUGUGUUUCUAUACUGAUAUGAUCCUGAUUGCAAGAAAGAGUGGACAGAUAUUGUUUACUCGCAUGUCUGAUCUAAAGGACUCAGUUCGUGAACAAAAAUUUGAAAGGAUACUCAAUCUUCCGGGUGGUAAAUAUGCAGUUAAAAUUAAUGUCUGUGAAAGGAAAUGUGGACCUCUAAUUGUUCUAUUUACAUUAAAAGAGGUCAUAUUAGUGGAGUAUAACUUGUUGCCACAUGAUGAUAAACCAAAAUCUAUUUCAAAGGAAAAACUUAAUAUACAAAAAAGGUUGCUAAGGAUUCAAGAAAGGUUGCAGUCUAAGGUUGCUUAAAAUUUCAAUGUAGUGAUAAUAUUUUGACAAUCUUAUGGGGAACGAAGAUAGCACGACUGUACCAACACCAAAAUUAUGUAAACUGUGAACAACAAUUUCAUAAAUGGCAGCCAUACAAUAUUUCACUUAUUUCACUUUGUAAAAUUGUGAGAUAAAAACAAAUUAUAUUGUAAAAUAAAGGUAAACUACUGGUACAUAGUUAUGUCAACUGUGUUUGACCAGAAAUAUUUUAUUAUUUACGAGUUUUAGCAAAACAAGUCGCUAAUAUUUUGGUAUUAGUUUUUUUAAGUAUGUUAGCGGCCCAAUAUUAUCGACGCUGUUCCCUCCCAAUGCAUCCCGCUAGGUCAUGUUAUAUUUAUAUAGUGUUCUGCGCAUUUUGCGAAGUAAAGAGCCAUCAAGAUAUCUGAAAACAUUAAUAUUACUGUAUAUCCUAUAAUUGUACAGUCCAUUCCAACUUAACACCCAAAUUUUAUUAAAUAAUAAAUGUGUAGAUAGUUGUUGCUAUGUAUUUAUUAAGUGCAUUAUAUACUCGUAAUAUUUCUUAUAUAUAAUACAUAAAAGUAGUUAUUUCAUGUUAUGUCGCUUAUGUAGUGUUUUUAUUAUAACUUUAGGAGCAAGAGUUAUUAUAUUUGUGACAUAUAUAAAAUGUUGAAGGCAUCGCCAGCCGAUAAACUAGGAGGAGGGCUGAUAAAUAUUCCUUUUUUAUUCCAAAGAGAAUCUCAAUAUGUGUUCUAAUAGUGAAAAACUGAGUUUUUGAAUUAUCUGUAUUAGAUUGUAGGGAAAUUAGUAUUCCGAAGUAGUUUGUAUGUAUUUUACAUUAACCGAUUCUCUAAGAGAGGUGAGGCAACUGCAAUGUUGGUGCCCAUGUAAAAAAGUGAUUGAUUUUUUCAUUGUGAUCUCUUGAAGCCUUAGUGGCUUUUCUGAUUUUAAAGACUUUAUUAUUUA